UUUUUGAGCUAACGAAUUAUGAAAUGUACAUUAAUUAAUUUUGCAUUUAUUUAUUAAGAAUCAUUGCCGCUGUGAUCAAGUAUUCUUCAAAAUAACUUCUUGUAUACUAAUUAAGAAUGGAAAAAGCAAAAAAGGUUGUACGCAAAAGAAAACUUGCUAAUAAUGAAGAAAGUGAUAAUGUUAAAAAAAUACCAAAUAAGAAGACUAAGACCCUGAAAGAGCAGACAGCAAUAGAAGAAUAUAAUAAUGUAGAUGUUGAAGAUGACAAAACCAUAAAAAGUUUAGAUAACGUGUGGAAUGAAGCUGAAAUGCUCUCUUGUAAAGAAAAACUGCCCAAACUGUUAGCAGAAAGAUUUAUUAAAUUAUUAACUGAGGGCUGUACUUUACCAUUCAUUGCAAGAUACCGCAAAGAAGCUAUAGGGCAUCUCCUACCUGACAGACUACAAGAAAUAUUCGAUAGUUAUCAAUGUAUUAAUCACUUUAAAAAGAAAGUUAAGUCUGUACUAGAAACUUUAAAAAAGUGCAAAAAACUAACACCUGAAGUUGAGAAGAGCAUAUUAAAUGCAAGGAAUUUAUCAGAGCUUGAUUUAGUGUACUCACCUCUCAAAUCACAUUCAUUGUCACUUGCUGAAAGAGCUAGGAACCUCGGUAUUGAGCCAUAUGCAAUCAAAGCAUUGAAUGGUGAAUACAUUGAUUUACAAUUAUUAUGCAAUGGGAGUGAUGAAUUGUCUACUGUUGAUAAAGUGGAAACUCACAUUACUCAUAUUAUUGCUGAUAUUAUAUAUAAGGAUACAAGAGUUCUAGAGGAAAUGAGGAAAUUAAAAGAAGAAACAAAAUUUACAUUACAAAGCAGCAGAACAAAAAGUUCUACAAAGGAUACAAAGAAAGAUGCAAACAAAAAAUAUGAUACUAAAUCAGAUCCAGACACCUAUAAGUUAUAUUUUGAAUGGAAGUGUCCUGUACAAUUUGUGAAGAGUUAUCAAACAUUGGCUAUUAACAGAGGAGAAGAUGAAAAGAUAUUGUCGGUUAAAGUUAUUGUACCAGAUUGGUUUUAUAAUAAAUUAGAAAGGUUUUGUUUACCACUAUGGGGUAGCAGCCAUUGGGUCCGCAAAGGACUCCAAGAUGCAUACAAUCGUCUGAUAAAGUCUUGGCUGUCGAGACAAGUACGGUCAGACCUGACCACAGCUGCUGAAAAGGAGGCUAUUAAAACCUUCACAAACAAUUUGGAGAAAUAUUUAUUAACAGAACCUAUUAAAAAUAGGAGAAUAGCUGGCCUAGAUCCUGGAUUUAAAGCUGGGUGUAAGGUCGGUAUUAUAGAUAUAAAUGGCGCGAUGUUAGAAGCGUGUACGAUAUACCCUAAUUUGAGGCAGCAAAACAAAAAUGACCCGGCAGCUAAGCAGUUGGUAGAUUUGCUCGAGAAACAUGGAGUAGAAUUAAUAGGUUUGGGAAAUGGUACAGCGUGUCGGGAAACAGAGACAUGGUUGAAGAGCCAUCACAUAUCUGAUGGUAUACCAAUCAUCAUUGUACCGGAGCAGGGGGCAUCUAUAUACUCCAUUAGUAAGGAAGCUCAGAAGGAACAUCCAAACAUGGAUCCGAACUUGAUAUCAGCUUUAUCGAUUGCAAGGAGAGUACUUGAUCCUUUAGGAGAACUUAUUAAGGUUGAUCCAAAGAACCUUGGCGUAGGUUUGUACCAACACGACAUACCUCCGAAAAUGUUAGAAGCGGCCUUAGACAGUGCCGUUGAAAAGGUCGUUAGUUUGGUGGGAGUCGAUAUAAACACCGCUUCUCAAGCUAUGCUUAGGCGAAUAUCCGGCCUAAAUGACGGUAGAGCGAAAAAAAUUAUAUCUUACAGAGAAGAAAAUGGUUCUUUCAUUACACGUGCUGAAAUUUUAAAAGUAUCCGGCAUUGGAAAGAUUACUUACCAGCAAUGUGUUGGUUUUUUAAAGAUCGUCGGUGGAAAAGAACCCUUGGAUAGCACUAUUAUCCAUCCAGAAAGCUAUGGAGUGGCUAAAUUAUUUGCUAAAAAAAUCGGUGUGGAUAUAAAACAUUUGACUCGACCGAAUUUCCCGGAUUUAGUAGAGAGAAAAAUUUUGACAAUUGACAUUACAUCACUCAGCAAGGACUUGGCCACAGAUGUCAGUACACUGGAGUUAAUUGUCACCGCUUUUAAACAAAAAUCCUACGAAGACAAUGUUAUUACAUUCUGUAGACCUGUGUACUCUGUGUCAGUGCAAAGUAACGAACAGUUGGUUACGGGGACGUCUUUGACAGGUGUAGUACGAAAUGUGGUACCGUUCGGCUGUUUUGUGGACUGUGGUGUCGGCGAUAACGGCUUAAUACAUAAGAGUCAACUAGGAAAUUAUUCUCCCAAAUUGGGCGAUAGAGUGGCUGUCACCGUUAUAAACACGCCGGAACCGAAGAAAUUACAAUUAAAAUUGGAUAAAAUACUUGAUUGACUGUGAUUUUUGCUGUGAUAUUAAAUAUACGUGUUUACAUUGA
Pieris rapae (cabbage white) is the source of this 2499-nucleotide messenger RNA. RefSeq names its product S1 RNA-binding domain-containing protein 1. The transcript is spliced from 12 exons. Lineage: Eukaryota; Metazoa; Arthropoda; Insecta; Lepidoptera; Pieridae. The coding region runs from base 117 to 2456 and encodes 779 amino acids. The record is from RefSeq and is a predicted model, not a curated record. Gene Ontology annotation, biological process: nucleobase-containing compound metabolic process; translation. Gene Ontology annotation, molecular function: mRNA binding; structural constituent of ribosome.